Molecule: messenger RNA, 8907 nt
Organism: Prinia subflava (tawny-flanked prinia)
Lineage: Eukaryota; Metazoa; Chordata; Aves; Passeriformes; Cisticolidae
Gene: SLC7A5
Product: solute carrier family 7 member 5
Exons: 10
Coding region: 474-2042 (522 amino acids)
Biological process (GO): amino acid transmembrane transport; neutral amino acid transport
Cellular component (GO): membrane
Molecular function (GO): L-amino acid transmembrane transporter activity; neutral L-amino acid transmembrane transporter activity
Source: RefSeq, a predicted model, not a curated record
AGAACAGGGCAGGACGGGGCUGGGGGGAGCUGGGACAGGCAGGACCCGCAGCUGGGGACACACACAGGGCUCCGUGCUCCUUCACAGGAACGCGCACAGCACACGGCCCUUCCCUGCACGAACACAGCGCCCAUGCGGGAGGAGAGGGGCCGCUCACAGCCCCUCCUGCGGGCAGCGAGCAGCGCAGGGGCAGCGCUGUGCGGUGCCACUCGCCUCCUUUUGUCCCCUUUUGGGGCUCGGCGACAAUCGGAGGUGCCCGCGCUGGCAGCGAUGCGGGGCCCGGCGGGCACCCAGCGCCCACCGCGCAAGCCGGCGGCGCUGCAGCAUCUCUGGCUGCUCCUGCCCUCCUCCUGCCGCUCUCCUCCUCGUCCCUCCUUCCCCCGGAAAGCAGCCCGGCCCACCGCCGCCGGAACAAAAGGGGCGGCCGAAGGUGGCGGCGCGGCCGCGCCCGCUGCUCCCGCCGCUCCGCCACCAUGUCCGCCAGCGGCGGCAGCUCCCCCGGCAAUGCCGUGAAGAAGCGGAGCCCCGCCGGCUCGGCCGCCUCGCUGGCGCAGGAGGACGAGAAGCAGGCGAUGGAGAAGAUGCUGGAAGGAGCGCAGGAGAACGGCUGUGCCCGCUCGCCCUCGCCAUGCGGCUCGGCGGAGGGGGUGACCCUGCAGCGGAACAUCACCCUGCUCAACGGCGUGGCCAUCAUCGUGGGCACCAUCAUCGGCUCCGGCAUCUUCGUCACCCCCACGGGCGUGCUGAGAGAGGCCGGCUCGCCGGGGCUGUCGCUCGUGGUGUGGGCCGUGUGCGGAGCCUUCUCCAUCGUGGGCGCGCUGUGCUACGCCGAGCUCGGCACCACCAUCACCAAGUCCGGCGGGGACUACGCCUACAUGCUGGAGGUGUACGGCUCCCUGCCCGCCUUCCUCAAGCUCUGGAUAGAGCUGCUCAUCAUCCGGCCCUCCUCGCAGUACAUCGUGGCUCUGGUGUUCGCCACCUACCUGCUCAAGCCCAUCUUCCCCACCUGCCCCGUGCCCGACGAGGCUGCCAAGCUGGUGGCCUGUCUGUGUGUCCUGCUGCUCACAGCUGUGAACUGCUACAGUGUCAAAGCUGCCACCCGUGUGCAGGACGCCUUUGCUGCGGCCAAGCUGCUGGCGCUGGCUCUCAUCAUCAUCCUGGGCUUCGUGCAGCUGGGAAAAGGUGAUGUGGAAAACCUGACCCCUGAGAAAUCCUUUGAGGGCACCAACACGGGCGUGGGGAACAUCGUGCUGGCUCUGUACAGCGGCCUCUUUGCCUAUGGAGGAUGGAAUUACUUGAAUUUUGUCACAGAAGAGAUGAUCAAUCCCUACAGAAACCUGCCCCUGGCUAUCAUCAUCUCCCUGCCUGUCGUCACCCUGGUGUAUGUGCUGACCAACCUGGCUUACUUCACCACGCUGAGCACCGAGCAGAUGCUGACGUCCGAGGCCGUGGCCGUGGAUUUUGGGAACUACCACCUCGGUGUCAUGUCCUGGAUCAUCCCUGUCUUUGUUGGGCUCUCGUGCUUUGGGUCUGUCAAUGGAUCUCUUUUCACUUCUUCCCGGCUGUUCUUCGUGGGAUCCCGAGAGGGGCACCUGCCUUCCAUCCUGUCCAUGAUCCACCCCCGGCUGCUCACCCCCGUCCCGUCCCUGGUGUUCACGUGUGUCAUGACCCUGCUCUAUGCCUUCUCCAACAACAUCUUCUCAGUCAUCAACUUCUUCAGCUUCUUCAACUGGCUGUGUGUGGCCCUGGCCAUCAUCGGGAUGAUGUGGCUGCGCUACAAGAAGCCGGAGCUGGAGAGGCCCAUCAAGGUGAACAUCUGCCUGCCCAUCUUCUUCAUCCUGGCCUGCCUGUUCCUCAUCGCUGUUUCCUUCUGGAUGACGCCCAAGGAAUGCGGGAUCGGCUUUGCCAUCAUCCUCAGUGGGAUCCCCAUUUACUUCUUCGGGGUCUGGUGGCAGAACAAGCCCAAGUGGGUUCUCCAAGGCAUCUUCUCCGCCACCGUCCUGUGCCAGAAGCUGAUGGAAGUGGUUCCUCAGGAAUCGUAGGCAGGAGGAGCAGGGACACUGAGCUCGAGGAAACGCACAAGGUUAUUGGAGAUGACACAAGGAUCCCCUCCCUCCCAAAGGCACCGGCGCUGCCUCCCGCUGCCAGCACAGCUCUGCUCACCUCCUGCAGCCCCUGCAGCCCCCCAGCCCCCAGAGCAGCCAGAAGAAGUCCUUGGUACGAGCCAGGAGGAGGAAUUCCAAAGGGCAGCUCCAGAGGGGCGCUGCCUGUGCCCUGCGUGUGUGUGAGGGCUGUGCUUGGCUCUGGGGCUCCUCGGCUUUGGCUCUGGGCUCUGCUGGAGCCUGGUUUGAGUGUUCGGAGUGCCUGGGGGGGCUGGGGCUGCCUCAGAGCCCUGGGGGGGUCCUGGGCUGCCUUACCUGGCCCAGGUGGGGGUGGGAAGCAGAGAUUGGCUGACGUUGGCUCAGUUCACCCCCCAUGGCAGUGGGGACAAGGCAGAGCAGGGUCAGGGACACUCUGAGUGUCCCUGUGCUCCUCACUUGGGCCCUGCCACCCUUUGUGUUUGGAUCAGCACUCUCAGACCCCAGGCAGCUCCUGCUGCUGAGCCCUCCAGGAUGCUGUUCCACAGUGCCCAUCCCUGGGAAUGAGCACUGAGGGGCAGUUCCUGCUGAGGAGCAGGAGGCCAAGUCCUUGGCUUGCUCAUUCCAUGCUUUUCUGUGCCAGGCUUUCCUCCAGCAUGGGAUGAGCAGCUCCGUGCUCUCUCUCCUCAUGGCCCUGCUCAGGGAGCCACGUUUGCCCCUAAACCAUCUGCAGAGACAAAUCAAGGGUGGGCAUUGCCCUGGCACAUUCCCUGGGGUCUCUCCUGGCGCUGCUCCCUCUGUCCUGCUGUGUUUCCUCUGGAAUGUGCCACGGAGAUGGGAACACCUGGGUCUGGGCUGUGGAGAAGGGCACAGGAGCCACCUCGGGCUGCUGGAGAACAUGGAAUGGUUGGGUGGGAAGGGACCUUAAAGCUCAUCCAGUGCCACCCCUGCCAUGGCAGGGACACCUUCCACUAUUCCAGCCUGGCCUUGGACAGUGCCAGGGAUCCAGGGGCAGCCACAGCUGCUCUGGGCACUCUGUGCCAGGGCCUGCCCACCUCUGAGUAAUGGCAGUGAGUUCUGCCCUAGGGAGAAGGGCCUGGGCCUGACCCUCCUUCGUGCAGCAGGUCUGGCUUGGUGAGGUCCCAGCACCACCCCCUGUUCCAGGAGCAAUCCCUGAGCACAAUCUGUGAUCUGCAUGUGAAACCCUGCUCUGCUCUCGUGGUGGUGCCAUCCCAUCCCUGAGCACACCCAACUCCUGUAGCUCCCCAGCAGGCAGCACUGCCCCUUAGGGACACGUUGCUUUCCGUGUCCAGAGUGUCCCUUUUGGAAAGCUGCAGUUCCUGAACCGUUUGCUCAUUGUGCCUCUGUGCUCUGACAUCGCUUGGAAUUCCGAUCUUUCCCCCACUGGAGCUGCUUUGCUGUCUGUGUUGCAGAUCUUUGUGCUCGUGCUUUGUGCAGGUGAACUAUUGGUGAACUAUUUCCCAUUUUUUUGUGAACUUGGCUGUUGGGAAGCCGGGGUGCUCCGGGAGCUGUGGCUUCCCGCUGGAUUCUCCUUGUAGCAGAGUUCUUUGGGACGAAGGGGCAUUGAGGACACCAAGGGACUCGCUCAGGCUUUGUCCUGUGCAGGUUGUGUUGGGGCAGGGCCAGCUCCUGCCCAGCUGUGUGGCCGUGUCCAGGUGCAGCUCCACACUCCCACUGUGCCAGCCCCGUGUCCUGCUCCGAGGCAGGAACAGGGAGACAAUCAGCUCUUUAUUCCAUAGCAGCUGGUGUGGGGAUUCCUGAAUCAGCUCAGUGACAGCGUGGAGAUUCCUAAAUCAGCUCAGGUGACAGCGUGGAGAUUCCCAGUCCAGCUCAGUGACAGCGUGGAGAUUCCCAAUCCAGCUCAGGUGACAGUGUGGCAAUUCCCAAUCCAGCUCUCUGGGAGCUGAGUUAAUCCAUGAGGAUUUGCAGCUGGUUUGGGAAUAUCCAGAGGGCAGAACCCAAGGGUUUUGGCCGGUGCAAUGAGUUGGAGCAUCUCGGAUCCGAUGCCUGUGGAGAGGCUUUGGCAUAAAUCAGGUCAUGAGUCACAAAACCUGAACUCGAGUUUUGGCUUUUUCCAGCGGAAGGCUGAGAUGGUUUGGAGCAGUGCUGGGAAAUCGCGGCUCCUGCUGGACCUUGUUCCAUGGAGAGGAGCCCUCAGUCUGUCACCUGUCACCUGCAGGAUUUUGGGCUGUGAGGUCUCAGGGCAGCUCCUGCAGGGCCUGGGUUCAGCCUGGGGGCUCUCAGUGCCAAAACCCACCAGCAGAAUUCCUUGGGAUGCAAAGCAAAGGCCUUGGAAUCUCCCACUCAACCCAAAGUCAGCUGGCACCAAGGGCCCUCCACAGAGCUCAGGACUGGGGCCAGACCUCCCAAGGCUGGCGUGGACACAUUGUCCACCAGGUGAUGGACACAUGGACCAUCACAGUGUCCCUCUGGUGACCCUUCCACACUGGUUUGAAAGAGGAGCUCUCAAAAAAAAAAAAAAAAUUAAGCAAUCAACUGAUUUUAAUUAAAUCUUGAACUCGCUUGCUUUGCUUUUGCUGGAUUUCCAUGAUUUCUCACUUGCUGCUGAAGAUCUGUCUCGUACUAACCUGAGCCUCUGGCACUGAUCCCACAUUCGUGGGGAUCUCAUCAGCAUCUCCUUGGCAAUAGAAAUUUAGGAAGAAACUGAACCAGGUACCAGCACAGAGCCACAAAAGGCUGAAUUUGCUCAGCCACAGCUCACAUCUCACAUCUCAAGGUUUAGCUGCCUAAAAGCUGAUUUCUUUCACCCUGGAGUCAUUGAUCCCCCAGCUGCCCUCCACCAGGGCUUGGUGACACAGCUGGAAGAGCUUGGCUUGGUUUCUCCUGGAGGUUUGGGAGAUAACGAGGGAAAGGGUAAAACAAUUUCAUUCUAGAAAGAAAAGACAAGAAGUAAUUUCUCCAGUCAUGGAAAUGGCUGCCACAGCCUCGGCUCUCCAGCCUGGCAGCUCUUCCCUUGCAUCAGCAGCAUCUGCCCUCGGCUGCCCUGUUCUGAUGGAUUUGGGUAUGGAAAAGGGAGAAUUCAUCCCUGGGAGAGAUUUCCUUUCCUCAGACACGGAGUGAGAUGUGUCAGGGAGGGCAGGGGAGCGAGAGAGUUCCCAGUUUCCCAUCGCUCCCAGCACUGGAGGUGGGGUUUUUCCAGUUGUUUCUCUGUUGUGCUCUUUGGAGCCUGUGGUCAGUCAUGGAGGGAGAUGAACCCUCCCCACGAGGACGCUGUGGUCAGCACAGUGACCUACACGAGGAUCCACAGGAAUCUCUUCCAUUGAUUCCAUCCCCUGCAAGCACAGCUGGAGCCCUUUUGUCCAUGGAAUUCAGGUUGGAAAAGACCUUGAAGGUCACGGAGCCCAGCCACAUCCGUGCUCCCUGCACUGACCCCAGCUCCGACUGCUGCUCCUCUCAGUUGUUGUUGAGUUCAGGCUCCCAGGCUGGCAGUUGUUUGGGGUGUUCACGGAAUUGCAUCCCGCAGGGAUUGCUAAACACAGCAGGAGCUGCUGGCCAGGCACUUCCGUGCCCAUCGGUUCCUCUUUCUGAAGAAACCCUUCCUCCAGCUGGGAGGGGAACCAGCCCUGCUCAGCCCUGCAAAAACCAGGGGCAUUUAUGUCAUCCUGCGGGGUUUUUAAUGAUAUUUUUUUAAAUUUCCUGCAGAAAUUGCAGUGUUUUCCAUCUCAGACACCGUGUUCUGGUAAACAGGCUUUUGUUUGGAACAGCCCCCUCGGUGACCACGGAGUUCAAAGGGACUCUGGCACAGUUGAACAAACUUUAAAGGCCCUUGAGCUGGACUGAGACUCCUGGGACGUGGCUUUGUUGUUGUCCAAGUCCUCUCCCAGUGGGUGGCUCAGGCAAGGGAAUGAAUUGGGCUCCUGCAGGGGCUGCUCCGUGGUGGGUCUGGGCAGGGGCAGUGGGGCUGUUCCUGGAGCUGGAGGGAUAUUCCAGAGGCAGAGUCCUGCUCUGGCUGCAGGGAAUCCAGGGAAUGUUCCCCUCAGUCUGGGAAGGGACCUGUGCCUUCAGCCGAGGCCACGGUGCUCUCGGGCUUUAAUAGAAAUAAAAUUCCAAAACGAGUCCAGGAGGGAACUGCCAAACCUUCCACACGGCUCCGGCUGCCUGGGGCUGUUCCCGUGGGAUGCCAGCAUCUCCUCCACCCACUCCUGACAUGAAAUUGGGAAAGGGCUGGAACAGAGCACUCCUGGAGUUUGGGAAAGGGCAGCCCCAGGGCGAGGCGGCUCCAGGCUGGUGCCGAGCUCUGGCUGUGACCCCAGGGAUUGAAUCCCGGCCUUGUGCCUGCCCUGGGAGCAUCCCAAACUCUGGGAUGAACCAGAGCCAGCCACGCUGGGCUGCCAAGCAGGGACAUCCCUGCAGGGCUGGGAAUCUGCUCCUUUAUCCCUGCAGGGCUGGGAAUCUGCUCCUUUAUCCCUGCAGGGAUGGGAAUCUGCUCCUUUAUCCCUGCAGGGAUAGGAAUCUGCUCCUUUAUCCCUGCAGGGAUGGGAAUCUGCUCCUCAUCCCUGCAGGGCUGGGAAUCUGCUCCUCAUCCCUGCAGGGAUGGGAAUCUGCUCCUUUAUCCCUGCAGGGAUGGGAAUCUGCUCCUCAUCCCUGCAGGAAUGGGAAUCUGCUCCUUUAUCCCUGCAGGGAUGGGAAUCUGCUCCUUUAUCCCUGCAGGAAUGGGAAUCUGCUCCUUGUCCCUGCAGGGAUGGGAAUCUGCUCCUCAUCCCUGCAGGGAUGGGAAUCUGCUCCUUUAUCCCUGCAGGGAUGGGAAUCUGUUCCUCAUCCCUGCAGGGAUGGGAAUCUGCUCCUCAUCCCUGCAGGGCUGGGAAUCUGCUCCUCAUCCCUGCAGGGAUGGGAAUCUGCUCCUUUAUCUGCAGGGAUGGGAAUCUGCUCCUUUAUCCCUGCAGGGAUGGGAAUCUGUUCCUCAUCCCUGCAGGGCUGGGAAUCUGCUCCUCAUCCCUGCAGGGCUGGGAAUCUGCUCCUCAUCCCUGCAGGGCUGGGAAUCUGCUCCUCAUCCCUGCAGGGAUGGGAAUCUGCUCCUUUAUCCCUGCAGGGAUGGGAAUCUGCUCCUUUAUCCCUGCAGGGAUGGGAAUCUGCUCCUCAUCCCUGCAGGGAUGGGAAUCUGCUCCUUUAUCCCUGCAGGGAUGGGAAUCUGCUCCUCAUCCCUGCAGGGAUGAGAAUCUGCUCCUUUAUCCCUGCAGGGAUGGGAAUCUGCUCCUUUAUCCCUGCAGGGAUGGGAAUCUGCUCCUUUAUCCCUGCAGGGAUGGGAAUCUGCUCCUCAUCCCUGCAGGGCUGGGAAUCUGCUCCUUUAUCUGCAGGGAUGGGAAUCUGCUCCUUUAUCCCUGCAGGAAUGGGAAUCUGCUCCUUGUCCCUGCAGGGAUGGGAAUCUGCUCCUUUAUCCCUGCAGGGAUGGGAAUCUGCUCCUUUAUCUGCAGGGAUGGGAAUCUGCUCCUCAUCCCUGCAGGGAUGGGAAUCUGCUCCUUUAUCUGCAGGGAUGGGAAUCUGCUCCUUUAUCUGCAGGGAUGGGAAUCUGCUCCUUUAUCCCUGCAGGGAUGGGAAUCUGCUCCUCAUCCCUGCAGGGAUGGGAAUCUGCUCCUUGUCCCUGCAGGGAUGGGAAUCUGCUCCUCAUCCCUGCAGGGAUGGGAAUCUGCUCCUCAUCCCUGCAGGGAUGGGAAUCUGCUCCCUGAACCCUGCAGGGAUGGGAAUCUGCUCCUUUAUCCCUGCAGGGAUGGGAAUCUGCUCCUCAUCCCUGCCAGGACAUCCCAGGAGUUACACCCAGGAUUGUGCUGGGUUUUACUGGGCUCGAGUUCUUCCCAGCUGGAGCUGGAGCUGGAGCUGGCUUGGGAAUGUGUAGGGGAUGCUGCUGGUGCAGCCAAGAGCUGCCAAGAGUUUGAUGUAGGGGUAGGAAACGCAGCUCGGGGUCGGUGAUCCCAAAGGAUCCCAUAUCCAGAGGAUUAUUCCAUGCUUUUCCCCCCCAUUCCUUGCCUGAGAAGGGGUGUGGCUUCCUCCAGCUGUGGAAGUGGUAAGGAGUAAAAAUAAAAAGUAUUUUUUUAAACACUGAAUUAAUUUCUAAACUGCCUAAAAGAGACUUUAUGCCUCCACCUGAGUUCUUCCCGAGGGCUGGCGUUCAUCCUGGCAGGGGGAUCUCCCCCGGCCCAGGGUGGGAUCAACGCCAGACCCAGGGAAAACGUUCCUGGUUUGUUCAGAGGAUGGGGAGAGGUCCAUGUCCCACCAAAAUCCUUGGAGAGGGAGGACUUUGAGUGGUUCCCAGACCUCGCUCCCGCCCUCGGAUCAAAGGGAGGGUGAGCUUCACUCCUGGUGAAGAAUCCGACUUCUCAGAGACUUUGCUUUGUAUUUUUGUUGGUUUUUUUGUAAACACACACACAAAAAAAAGGCUCUUAACACACACAAGAAAACCUAGACCUGAUUUACGAUUUUGUUACAUUUGGUUGCUUUAAAAAAGCUGUUUUACUAAUUUAAAUAUUGCUGUAGAUGACACUCUAUUUAUUUGAAAGGGGUAAUUCUUUAAUUUUAGUCUUAAUUCUCUUCAGUAAGCGCUGUGUAUUCCCAACGUUUGUGUUCCUGGCAGCGCAGCAAUUCCACUGAGGGCUGGGCAGCCAGCAGCUCCUGAAUCCAAUGGCCUUGGACAACAAGAUGUCUCUUGCAAUGUUUUAAUUUUUGUUUUGUUUUGUAGUAUUUCUUGAUUCUUUUAUGUCUGUGGUUUAACAAAUCCGUUCAAUGUUCGGGUUGUUCUGUUUUGGGUUGUUUCGUUUCGUUUUGUUUUUUUAACAAAGAAAGCUGAAUUACAACA